AUGAAGUCCUUAGCCACUUCAUUGCUUGUAUUUUGUAUUGCCUUACUUGCAUUAUCUUGGACUAUUUCAGCUGAUACCCUUCAAAAUUUUGUUGAAUGUGUCUCACAUAACUCACCAAAUCCUUCUUCAAUUUCAAAAAUUAUCUACACAUCGAGUGACUCUUCGUAUUUGUCUGUCUUGAACUUUUCAAUACACAAUUUGCGAUUCACCUUGCCAUCUACUCCGAAGCCCCUUGUGAUCGUAACACCCUUAAAUGAAUCACAAGUUUUCCCAUUCAUUUCUUGUUCCAAAGCUUAUGGGAUGCAAAUAAGGGUUAGAAGUGGAGGACAUGACUACGAGGGUCUCUCUUAUGUUUCUCAGGUCCCUUUCAUAAUUCUCGAUCUCAUUAACAUUCGAUCUAUUGAAGUAGACCUUAAGAGUAAAACUGCUUGGGUUCAAGCAGGUGCGACGGUUGGCGAACUUUAUUAUAGUAUAGUUGAGAAAAGUGGAACCCUAUCAUUUCCAGCUGGAAUCUGUCCCACUGUUGGUGUUGGUGGACAUUUUAGUGGGGGAGGAUAUGGAUCGCUGCUACGUAAAUACGGUCUUGCUGCCGAUAACAUUAUUGAUGCUCGCAUGUAUAAUGCAAAUGGAACUCUCUUGGAUAGAAAAUCAAUGGGUGAAGAUCUAUUUUGGGCUAUACGAGGUGGUGGAGGCGGAAGUUUUGGUGUCAUUCUUGCAUGGAAAGUAAACCUAGUUAGUGUCCCAUCUACCGUCACAGUUUUCAACGUUCGAAAAACCUUAGAACAAAACGCUACCAAUCUUAUUUAUCGAUGGCAAUAUGUUGCAAGUAAGUUUCCAAAAGAACUAUUCAUUAGAAUCACCAUCGGUAGAGAAAAGUCUAGUGAGGAAGGAAAAUUUACAAUAUUGGCCUCGUUCAUUUCCUUGUACCUUGGACGAGUUGAUGACCUUAUUCAUUUGAUGCAAGACGAAUUCCCCGAGCUUGGUUUGACGAAAGAUGAUUGCAUCGAGUUAAGCUGGAUCCAAUCCAUCUUUUUUUUCUAUGGUUGGAAUAUUGGGGAACCGUUGAAGAGUUUGCAAAGUAGAAGUCAACACAAACUACAUUAUUUCAAAUCAAAAUCUGAUUAUGUGCAAGAGCCUAUUCCCAUAUCUGGCUUAGAAGGGAUGUUGAAUAUGUUCUUUGAGGAUGGUGCUGGCGAGUCUCAACUUGUCUUGAACCCAUAUGGUGGAAGAAUGGAUGAAAUAUCAAAAUCCUCAAUUCCCUUCCCACAUAGGGCGGGGAAUUUAUACAAGAUCGGAUACACUGCGAGCUGGGAUGAAGCGAGCACAACCGUGGCUAAUAGUCGUAUAGAUUGGAUCCGAAGGCUUUACAAAUAUAUGGAACCUUAUGUUUCAAAAAAUCCAAGAGCAGCAUAUAUCAACUAUAGAGAUCUCGACAUCGGGGCAAAUAUGCAACAUAACACAAGCUAUGAACAAGCAAGCAUUUGGGGGGUGAAAUAUUUCAAAAACAAUUUUAAGAAGCUGGCAAAGAUUAAAUCUCAAAUUGACCCAUCAAACUUCUUUUGGAAUGAACAAAGUAUUCCCGCUUAA
Impatiens glandulifera is the source of this 1587-nucleotide messenger RNA. Its product is annotated as cannabidiolic acid synthase-like 1. The coding region runs from base 1 to 1587 and encodes 528 amino acids. The record is from RefSeq and is a predicted model, not a curated record. The transcript has a single exon. Gene Ontology annotation, molecular function: FAD binding; oxidoreductase activity. Lineage: Eukaryota; Viridiplantae; Streptophyta; Magnoliopsida; Ericales; Balsaminaceae.